GGGCCGGGGCGGCCGCACUUGUUGCGGGCCGGCGGCGCUGGCUGCGGGCGGCGGGGCAUGCCCCGGCGCUAGCGCGGAGAGGGGCGCCGGUGGGACCGGCCGCCGCCAUCGCCAUGGGGCGGUACUCGGGGAAGACGUGCCGCCUUGUCUUUAUGCUGGUGCUCACCGUCGGUUUCUUCGUGGCCGAGCUGGUGUCGGGCUACCUGGGCAACUCCAUCGCGUUGGUGUCCGACUCCUUCAACAUGCUGUCGGACCUAAUCUCCCUCUGCGUGGGCCUCUCCACGGGGCGCAUCGCCCGCCGCAGCCGACGGGGUCCCCGCGCCACCUACGGCUACAGCCGCGCCGAGGUGGUGGGGGCCCUCGGCAACGCCGUCUUCCUCACCGCCCUCUGCUUCACCAUCUUCGUGGAGGCCAUCCUCCGCCUCGCCCGGCCUGAGCCCAUCGAUGAUGCCCAGCUGGUGCUCAUCGUUGGCACCCUCGGCCUCGCCGUCAAUCUCGUGGGGCUCCUCGUCUUCCAGGACUGGGGGUCCUGCUGCCGCCGCCGUCACCGCCACCCUCCCACCCUGCCACCUGCUGCCGCCACGCUGCGGGCCAUGCCCGGCAGUGCCUCGACGGGGGAGGCGGAUGAAGCAGGUGAUUCACCAAAUGACCAAAAAAGCCCUGAAGAGGGGCCUGAGAAGAAAAAAGAGAAGAAGUCUGAAGCCUUGAACAUCAGAGGUGUUCUUUUGCAUGUUAUGGGAGAUGCACUUGGAUCUGUGGUCGUGGUAGUUGCUGCUACAAUCUUCCAUGUACUUCCUCUGGGGAAUGCUCCAUGUAAUUGGCAGUGCUACAUCGAUCCAAGCCUGACAAUAAUUAUGGUGUUCAUCAUCUUGUCUUCUGCAUUCCCGCUUAUCAAGGAGACCUCAAUUAUUUUGUUGCAGAUGGUUCCCAAAGGCCUUAAUAUGCAACUACUGACUGACAGACUAGCUUGUGUGCCAGGGGUUAGCAGCCUUCAUGAGGUGCAUGUCUGGGAGCUUGCAGGUGGAAAGAAUAUUGCUACUCUUCAUAUCAAGUGCCAAACUCCUACUGAUUACCAAGAUGCUGCUUAUAAAAUACGGAAGGUUUUCCACGAAGCAGGGAUCCAUUCUGUGACCAUUCAGCCUGAGUACAUUGACCACAAGACCUCCCACCUACUGUGCAGCUCACCCUGCAUCUCAAAAGCUUGUGACUCUCAGCUGUGCUGCAGUCAGCGGGAGCCCCCCCUGGCUAAAACUAACGGCUAUACUGAGAAAAAUGAUAGUUGCUUUUCUGCACUGCAUAAAGACAAUGGUUCAAGUAAAAAUGACACUGAAAUCCCUAUCGAGUACCCACUGGCAGAGGAUAGCAUUAAAAGCGUGAAAAAUUGUGGAGUGUCUGAUGAAAAAUCACAGUUGAGCAGUACACGACUUUAGGCAAUUCCCUCUACUCUGUGUAAUGUUUUCAUAGAACAAAUGUAUCCUGGCUGGGAAGGGGGUCGUUGGUGGUUGUAGCUGAAGUUGGUGUGGCAAAAAGAUUUUUGUGCUUUAGCUGUGAACCAAAACACACCUAAAUACCCCUUGUAUCUGAAAUAAGGAUUAAUAUUUCCACAAAGGGUGUUGCACUCAUCUAAGAUUAUUGUCAUACAGCCUAACCCAGUUCCUUACCAAACGACGUGUGAAUUUCUGUCGCUAGAGUGGAUGGGGUAUUGCCGUCUGCACUGAUGCUUGCAGUUAAUGGCCAGUGGCACUGGGAAUGAAACUCCAGCCCUUUUUGCUGAAGUGAGCUGUUUCUUGAAAGCCCUGUGGCCAGUUCAUGAUUGUACUGGGCUGAAGUACUGUAUAUUUAUAAAGGACUUCAGUAGAGAUGCUUUACUGAUCCUUAAAACCCAUUUUUGCAUAGACAGUUCAUUUUUAACAGUAAUGCUUGUACUUCUGGCCGGUGGGGUUUGUGAAUGAAAUUAAGAGUGUCUAUGGGAGAGGGGAAGCACUCAGGAAUUUUGACUUGCAUUGUUUUAUUGAUUGACUCUUGUAUUUAGGGACAAAGCAGAAGCUGGUCUUGCUUCUCUACUAGUAAUACUGGAGUCUUAGCCUAAUCACAGAUAAGUAUGCUAAAGAGUAGACUUCUUGUCAUGAAAGUAAAGUUAUGCUAACAUUGUCUGUACUGAUUGUAGCAAAUGGAAAUGCAAGCAGUCAUCCAGUUAACUUUUAUCUUGUUCACUGUUGUGAUUGUACAACUCAGUCUUUUUUUUUUUUUUCCCCCUCUUGACAGCAGAAAUUAUAAUAGCCACGAUCUGAAUUCAUCAUUGUGUGGGUUGAUUGCAGUGUCUUUAACACUGAGUGCCAUUAUUCAUGGUGAAUAAAUAAGCUAACAUGUUUAUUAUGAACAAUUAACAUUCUGCCGUUCUAUUAUUAAGACAAAACAUAAUAGUGCAUUAAUUAGGAAAGUUCCUUUAAAGUUUUAUAUACAGUGUUAUCUCUUAGAGGGAGCUUAAAAGAAAAAAUUACAGGGAUUUUUUCCUUGUUUAGUCUUGAUUAUUUCUUGCUGAUAUAUUUUAAAGCUCUAAGCCCUGCCCUCUGCCCUGCCCCUCCUCCCCAUGCCCAACGGUGUAUUUCAAAGUAUAUUUAGUGUAGCAGUUCCUUUAUCUCUUUGCUGCUUUUUCAUUUUGAAGGCAUGUGAGGGUGCUUUAAGGAAAACAAGAUUAUGUGCCCUGUCACCAGUGCUGGAUUUAGGUCAGGUCUGUUCCCCAGGUGUUUGGGAGAGGAAACCCACUAUCUAAUCCACACUGAGUGUAGUGCUUAGCCUCACUGGCUAUACGGACCAGAUCCAGACGCUUUCAAAUAUGUUUUGCUGUCAAAAGCAGCCUUUCAAUGGUCUGUGGGGCCUGGGCAGGCUAUUUUAUUAAUUUGUUUAUGGGGACACCUCUAUAAAAUAGCGGUGCCUUUACCUCAGUGACACCUUAACAGAAAGGGAAAAUUGAUUUCCUGCCUGGGCUGGGAAAAUACCAGGACCUCUUCGUAAGGCUGGCUAGAAAGCAGCCACCUCCUUAUUAAUAAGGAUGAUUACGUUAAGUCAAUGAAUAUUAAAACACACAGCAGGCUAUUUUGCUGCUUGGAAAAUGCAAUUCGCUGAAGGAGUGAUUGCAGUCUAAAUAGCACAUAUCUAGAUUUGUAGUUACCCCUCUUGAACAGAUUAUUGGGUGAAUUAAUAUAUAUACAUUAAUUUUAUAGCCUUCCAUCAUAGGGUUGUAUUAUAUAAAUUAAACUAUGUGUUAGUAUAAUUAAAAGCUUGAUUUUAUGGUCUGUUUGAUUCUGGUGGCAGCAGCAGUGGUGAAAGCAGCAAGAUCUUGCUUGGCAGUUAUUGCACGAAUUAAUGUAAAUCAGGAAACAUUUUAAGAAUUGCUCUGUCUUUUAAAAGCGUGUGGCAUAUAGUAAGACAGCUCUUUUGUUUUUUUUUUUCCUUAUUUUCAUCCGUGAUGAUGUUUAAAUGUCAGGGUUUAGAUGUAAAUAACAAAUAUAUUUAUAGGUUUUUUUGAGAACUGGAAUAGAAAGCUCCCAAAAUAACAACAAAGUCUAUGGGAGAACUUGCUUCCCAGAUACCCUCUAAAACAAGCACCCUUUCAUAAUUAUGGAUUUGUGUCUUACGUCAGGUAGUCUUUUUAUAUAUACAUUUUAUUAAAUCGUUGAAAGAUGGAAUGCCAGUAUUGUUCACUCUGAAAUUAGAGAAAACAAGUAUGUGUAAUGUUGAGGCAUUUAACAAAAUGGACCAUCUUUUUCUUUAUCCUUCCAGUGUUUGUUAAAACUGUGAUUAUCUAUUUUUUAAGUUUUCAAAAGUGUUGUAACCUGAAAAUACAAUGAAGUAACCUUCUUAAACAUUUUUCUUGUCUGGUUGUAUGUACUGUAAUUGUUGGCUGUGAAUAAAUAGGAAAGUACCAGGGGUUAUAGAAAUCUUCAGGUCUAGAAAACAAGCAGAUUUAAAAAUUGCUUUAUUACUUAAGCAAGCAAAACCAACAGAGCUACAUUAUUUAUGAGGUGAAUGUUAUUUUUUCUGUGUAGGGACUUUCAGGGUAUCCAAAUAAUGUUUCUGACCCAGUAUCCUUGUUUUUAUUUGAGUUCUGGAAGAAAAUACUUUUAUGCUCUGUUUUAAGUGUGUCACGACUAGGCUCUACUGGCUGGCCCCUCUCUACUUCUGUAAAAGACUUCAUUCCAAUCAGUGCCUAUUUUGUAUUGGCUUAUUUCCUUUCAGUUCUUGGCAUAGCUCUUCUAAUUCUCAUGAAUUAAGCUUAUCUCAUUUUGAAAUACAUUAUAUUCCAAUAUUUUCCCUUAUCUAUGGGCACUUGUUCUAAAUUCAGUUUUGUAGUGUGUUGCACUGUUGAAAAAAAUAUCUUUUCUGGCCUCUUUAGCUUAACUGCUUUUUUCCCCCUCCAAUUCAGUAACGUAAAAUUUCUGACAAUUACAGGUUGAUUGUGCUACCCUGUCCUCUUCAAUUACUCCCUUCUGAUUGCAGCGGAAUGGCAUUCAGUUUCUCUUGCAGGGGUCGCCCCUAUCUGUCCAUCACUGUCUGUAGCAAAGGAAAUAUGCUUAAAACACAGGUGAUUUUCAACUGGAUGUCCAGCUUAUGUGGCCCUCUGAUCCAUAACCAGUCAUAUAUGUGAUCUAGUUGUAUCACAACGAAGCGUUUGUUAGCCUUGGCAGAUAGUUUUGGAGCAAGAGUGAAAUCUGGAAUAAAUUAACAUGGCAUUGAAUGCAUAAGCAAUUUAUUGGUCUUUGUCAGUCGUGGGUCUUUUCUUAACGUGAAAUCAAUUUGUCACCUUUUCAUAUGUUAACCUUUAACAUAUGUCAAAUUGACAAAUGUCAGUUCGAUAGUUUUUCCUUCUUUUGUAACUCUCUAAAUGCAGAUCUUGCCUUUGCUUUUCUAUGUAAAGAAAACUAACUGAUAAUAUUUUUAGGAGUAUUGCGUUUGUUUCGCCAAAUUUUCAGUUGACUUCCUUCUCAUUGUGUUCUUCAUGAUACUUAUUUUGACUUGUAGUGCAACAGUGGUUUUUUUCUCUUAAUGUUUUUCUUAUUCUUUGUCUCUUCAAUAAAAGCGGUAUGGUCUUGCUA
Phalacrocorax carbo (great cormorant) is the source of this 5096-nucleotide messenger RNA. The record is from RefSeq and is a predicted model, not a curated record. Lineage: Eukaryota; Metazoa; Chordata; Aves; Suliformes; Phalacrocoracidae.